Zalophus californianus (California sea lion) is the source of this 2739-nucleotide messenger RNA. RefSeq names its product MTOR associated protein, LST8 homolog (gene MLST8). Gene Ontology annotation, biological process: regulation of actin cytoskeleton organization; TOR signaling. Lineage: Eukaryota; Metazoa; Chordata; Mammalia; Carnivora; Otariidae. Gene Ontology annotation, cellular component: TORC1 complex; TORC2 complex. Gene Ontology annotation, molecular function: protein binding. The record is from RefSeq and is a predicted model, not a curated record. The transcript has 9 exons. The coding region runs from base 356 to 1336 and encodes 326 amino acids.
AGAGCGCGCCUGGGGGAAGCUGGCCCAGCGGGACGGAGUCAGGGCUGUCGGCGGAGCACCAGGGAGCCGGAGGGUCCGGCCAGAGGGCGCCCCCUCCCAUCAAGCUUAGCCGCCGGCCUGCUACGCAUGCGCAGCCGCUGCAGUAGGCUCUCCUCUCCGGCCGUUCCGCGGCCCUGCGCAUGCGCGGCCCGCCCCUGCGGCAGAGCGGCGCCCCGGGCGUGACUGCCCCCUGCCGGCUGCGGGUGGGGGGGCGUCCCGGCCGGGUCCGUGGAGCGGGGAACGGAACACGCGCCUUGGAGUUCGGAGCUGUCCGCAGAAGUCGCGUCCUGUGCAGGCCCGUGCCUUCUUUCACACCAUGAACACGUCCCCCGGCACGGUGGGCAGUGACCCGGUGAUCUUGGCCACUGCAGGCUACGACCACACAGUGCGGUUCUGGCAGGCGCACAGUGGGAUCUGCACCCGCACGGUGCAGCAUCAGGACUCUCAGGUGAACGCACUGGAGAUCACGCCUGACCGCAGCAUGAUCGCUGCUGCAGGUUACCAGCACAUUCGCAUGUAUGAUCUCAGCUCCAACAACCCCAACCCCAUCAUCAGCUAUGACGGGGUCAACAAGAACAUUGCGUCCGUGGGCUUCCAUGAGGACGGCCGCUGGAUGUACACGGGUGGGGAGGACUGCACGGCCCGGAUCUGGGACCUCAGGUCCCGGAACCUGCAGUGUCAGCGCAUCUUCCAGGUGAAUGCACCCAUUAAUUGUGUGUGCCUGCACCCCAACCAGGCGGAGCUCAUUGUGGGUGACCAGAGCGGCGCCAUCCACAUCUGGGACUUGAAAACUGACCACAACGAGCAGCUGAUACCUGAGCCUGAGGUCUCCAUCACGUCGGCCCACAUUGACCCCGAUGCCAGCUACAUGGCAGCCGUCAACAGCACCGGGAAUUGCUACGUCUGGAACCUGACGGGGGGCAUUGGUGACGAGGUGACACAGCUUAUCCCCAAGACCAAGAUCCCAGCGCACACCCGCUACGCCUUGCAGUGCCGCUUCAGCCCCGACUCUACGCUUCUCGCCACCUGCUCGGCUGACCAGACGUGCAAGAUUUGGAGGACAUCCAACUUCUCCCUGAUGACAGAGCUCAGCAUCAAGAGCAGCAACCCGGGAGAGUCCUCCCGCGGCUGGAUGUGGGGCUGUGCCUUCUCGGGAGACUCGCAGUACAUCGUCACCGCUUCCUCUGACAACCUGGCCCGGCUGUGGUGUGUGGAGACGGGAGAGAUCAAGAGAGAGUAUGGCGGCCACCAGAAAGCUGUCGUCUGCUUGGCCUUCAACGACAGCGUGCUGGGCUAGCCCGUGCCCCCCUGGGAUUUCAGGUGGCUGUCCAAGGAGCACCUGCGGACUAGGUCUGCCCAGCUGCCCAGGUCAGAGUGAACCUCCAUGGGCUAGCCUCUACUAGCCUGGCCAGCUGGAACUGCCUGGCCUACCCUGGCUCCCUCGGCCGGCUUAGACUGGCCAGGCUAGUAUGCCCUGGGAUUCUCUCAGCUCCCAGUUGCUUAUGUGGAUGUGACGAGGCUCAGAAGCCUACUUGAGCUAACCUUCACUUGUUCCAGAAAUUCUAGAUCCACAGGGCCUGGAGGUCCCAGGCUGGUGCCCAACCCCAAGCCAGUGCUCCCCUGCCCCACUCUGCCCAUUUUAUGUCCCGAGGUCACAGAGAACACCAUUACGGCCAGGUGGAGGGUUUAUUAGCUCCUGCCGGCAGCCACCCUCUGUGACUGGUGACGGGGCUGGCCUGGGGGACUGGCCAGGCCUUGAACUUAGUCUGGGAGGUAAUAAAAGCAGACCGACACGCAGAUGUUGCUGGGGAAGCAGAUGUCGAUGCAUAGGUAGAUCAGCCGCUGCCUCCGGGGCCCUGGGGGAAGGGGCCUCCAUGAACCCCAGAGGGCUCCUCCCCCUUCUCCCCAGACUGUUCUGCAGGAGCCCAGGCCUCAUGAUACCACCCCGACUUACCCUGUGCUCGACGGGCCCAGUAAAUGGGUGUGUUCGUGCAGAGGUGCCGCACGGAAUCCCCCACCUGGGCAGGGUCCACCUCACGGCCCCCCUGCACUACCAGCAGCUCCUGGGCAGAGUGGGUGUCCUGGCUGGGGCCGGGAGGCCCUUGACCCUGCACAGAAGGCUCUGGUGGGCCACGGCACAGGGGCACUGGCACUGUCCGGAUUGGGGCAGGGCCUGUGCAUCCCUGGACGUCUGGCCCACUGCCAGCACCACCCUCUACUCUUGUCAGCAGCCUCGGUCAAGGGAAGACAGGCCUUCUGUUCCUUGAAACCAGAGCUGCAGCCCGCCCCAGGCCUGGGCCGUACACAGGACCCUUUGUCUGUCCCCUGGCCUGGGGAGCCUGGCCGCAUGGGGCUGCUUACCCUGGACAUGUUCACCAGCAGCUGCAGGGUCUCGCGAUCUCGGGGCUCCAUCGGGCGGAGGAAGCAGGCCGGGUGUUCCAAGGGCCGGUAACAGACGCAGCCCUGGGGAGGCAGGCAGGUGAGGCAGGGCCACACCAACAUCCUCGGAUGCUGGCCACACCCCCAGCCCACUCACACUCUGCCCAUCGAACAGCACUGCCCAGCUGCGGUUGCUCUGAGCCGAGGUCACCCAGAUGGUUGCCACGUUCCUGGCCGCAUCCACCUGAGCAGUUUGGUUGGAUCGGGGUGCCCCGGGGCUUGGGAAGGUCAGACGGAGCAUCUGCAGCAGAGGCUGAGAUC